Sungouiella intermedia is the source of this 867-nucleotide messenger RNA. The record is from the annotation of a GenBank genome assembly. NCBI's taxonomy places the organism in Eukaryota, Fungi, Ascomycota, Pichiomycetes, Serinales, Metschnikowiaceae.
AUGGAAAAAUUCAGUGCUUGGAGAGAUAAAGGUACGGGAAUCUCCCCAUUUAUGCCUCUGGACAUUGCCAAGUCACCUGUUAAGAAGUACGUGGUGGAUCCGAUCUUGUUACUUGUUAAACUUCCAGUUUUCUUCAUAUUAUACAUAGUGGCCGCCGUAGCACCUAAGCCAGCCAUCAAGGCGGUGUUCUCACUUCUAUUUGGGUUCAGCGACAUCGACGUACUGGUUGAGGGAAUUCGCCGCACGAGAACGGCGGAAAUCGACAGAAACAGACCAGGUAUCAAUCAAGUGGUCAUCUCCAAUUGGAUUUCUCCAUUGGAUGUGUUUUUGGUGUAUAUUUUGUCGAAUGUGGCGUCUUUGAAACAGGUAGCCGUGGUAUUACCCAGUAAUGGGGCAUUAUAUACCGUAAGUGCAUGGCUGACCAUCUCACUUUUCUUCGGAGAAGAGGUUGUCAAUGUUGGAGAGAAGAUUGUCGAUUUCUCCUCCUUGAAAGACAAGUUGGUGUUGUAUUUUGUGGAGGGAACAGCUUCCAAUAACCGUGCAGUUCUCCCCUUCGCUUCAACGUCGACCUCUUAUUUUGACAGCCCAGGCUUCACCUAUAAAGCCUUAGUGUUGAAAAUGUACCCCAACUCGCUCACGCUUCCCAUUCCAUAUUUAAGCAGAUGGCAGUAUCUCACACGUUUGCUCACUCAUCUGUCCAAGGGUUUGUUUAAGGUGAAGAUCGUGCCUAUGGAAACGAUCUCUGCCAACUCGCUUAGGCUGGUGUACGCAGACAAUGGACUCAGCACUGUUGAAUUGGGUUCUGACCAGAAGGAGAAGUUCCGUGAGUAUUAUAAGAGUUAUGCUCUCAGCAACUUCACCAAGUAA